Messenger RNA from Cheilinus undulatus (humphead wrasse), 5988 nucleotides. It is a transcript of the gene hsd11b2, whose product is annotated as hydroxysteroid (11-beta) dehydrogenase 2. Gene Ontology annotation, molecular function: oxidoreductase activity. The transcript is spliced from 5 exons. The record is from RefSeq and is a predicted model, not a curated record. NCBI's taxonomy places the organism in Eukaryota, Metazoa, Chordata, Actinopteri, Labriformes, Labridae. The coding region runs from base 254 to 1474 and encodes 406 amino acids.
ACGAGCUCUGCACCGGUUCCACCGACACACUCAGAGAGAGAGAGAGAGAGAGAGAGUGUGUGUCAGAGUGUGUGCAGCAGAGAGGGAGAGAGGCAGAGAGACAUACACACUGACUGGGGAGGGAGACCAGACACAAACAUCUGAGUAGAUUUUGUUUUGGUUUGAAUCAAAGCAGAAGAAAAGAAGGAAAAUUCUGAGAGAAUAUCAGACAGACAGGUAAACCAGGUGACCCUCCUCUGACACUCCUCUGAUCAUGGACGACUACACUCUUCCCUUCUGGAUCUACACCGGGGUCCUCACUGUUUUUGUCUGUGGGGCCAUGAAGAAGAUUCUGGCUUCCCACCUGAGCGCCACCCCCACCUUGGUGGCCUGGCUGGGGGCCACUGUGCUGGUGGAGCGUCUGUGGGCGUUCUGCCUGCCAGCCAUGCUGCUGCUGGCGUUGCUUUUCCUCGCCUUCUGCAUCUACUUAGCCACCAGGACCGGCUCACCACCUGCCACUCUACCUGCCCACGGCAAGGCUGUAUUCAUCACAGGGUGUGACUCUGGUUUCGGCAAUGCCACAGCAAAGCGUCUGGACUCUCUGGGCUUCGAAGUCUUUGCCACAGUGCUGGACUUGUCGGGACAUGGAGCCAGAGAGCUGCAGAAGACCUGCUCCCCACGGCUCACCCUCCUCCAGGUGGACAUCACCCAGCCACAGCAGGUCCAACAGGCACUGCUGGACACCAAGGCCAAACUGGGCCUCAGAGGUCUGUGGGGUCUGGUGAACAACGCCGGCGUGUGUGUGAACUUCGGAGACGCCGAGCUCUCCCUGAUGUCAAACUUCCGCGGCUGCAUGGAGGUCAACUUCUUCGGCACGCUGAGCGUAACCAAGAGCUUCCUGCCGCUACUGAGACACGCCAAAGGUCGCAUCAUCACCAUCUCCAGUCCUGCUGGUGAUCAGCCAUUUCCCUGCCUGGCAGCGUACGGCGCAUCAAAAGCAGCACUCAACCUCUUCACCAACACUCUGAGACACGAGCUGGAGCCCUGGGGGGUCCACGUCUCUACCAUCCUGCCCUCCGCUUACAAGACAGGUCAGUCCAGUAACCACGCCUACUGGGAGGACCAGCACCAGCGACUCCUGCAGAGUCUGUCUCCAGCGCUGCUAGAGGAGUACGGGGAAGACUACGUGGCUGAGACCAAGGAGCUGUUUCAGAGCCACGCUCGCCAGUCCAACCCCGACCUCAGUCCUGUCGUGGACACCAUCGUCCAGGCCCUGCUGUCGCCGCAGCCCCUGGCGAGAUACUACGCGGGGCCUGGCGUUGGACUCAUGUACUUUAUCUACAGCUACUGCCCGUUCAGCAUCAGCAACCGCUUCCUCCAGAACCUGUUUGUGAAGAAGAAGGUGAUGCCGCGCGCUUUGAGGAAGCAGUCAGGCUACAAUCUGAACCUCAGCCUCCACAACAACAACAACAACAAUGAGGAGAAACUAAAAUGAGACUGUAGAGAGUCCCUGCAGCCAUAGAGGACCACUUCUGUAUCACACUCAUAGAGCUGUUUCCUUUUUUCUAUUUGAAACUGUUGAAGGGAUCAUAGAGAUGCACCAAAAUGGUUUCUGUUUGUUCUGGUCUGGCCUCACAGCGCCCCCCUUUGGAGAGCAAGGACACAUCUGGAGGUUGGGGUUGGGGUCUGUUAGAGGUAAUAGUGCAGCCACAGAUGGAUGAAUGAGGUGAGCUGUACUGUACACCAACACCAAGAGUCACUCUGACUUCAUGUGCCUUCAUCACAGCAACACACAAAUGGUAUUAAACUCUACAGCAGCUUGUUUUUACCAGAUUUUUUCAGAAGAAACCACCAAAAACAGAUUAUUUUCUUAUCCUGUGGAUUCAGAGACACACUACAGCACUGUGUCUGCAGGUGUUGAAUUGCAUUUUAUGGUUUGAGCAUGUUACAGUCAUUUUUUACUCACCAGCUUCUCUUUAUUGUCCAGAUUGUAGACCGUAUGAGAGAAGUUUGCCUCCAUUUUUGUCAACAUCCAUUUAUAAAGCCACAUAUGACCAUCUUCAACCAAUAGGGUAUAUUGGUCUAGUGUCAGGACCCACCACCACAUCUAUAAUAUCAAACUGUGACCAUCAUUCCUGAAAAUUUCAGUCACAAGCAUUUUUUUUAUGGACAAGGGGCAGUUUGGACUUGAGAUGGAAUAAAAGAUGUCACGAAACAAAGAAAUAGAGACACACCCUUCAAAAAAAACUGACUUUAUGACACAUAUUUUCUUCCAAGCACACAUCUGUGACCCACUGAAAAUGGCUUUGUGACCCACUUUUGGGUCUAGACCCACCAGUUCAGAACAAAGGAUGUGAAAGACACAACCUCAAAGGGAUGUUUUGGUAUUUUUAAAGUCGGGUCUUAUAAGGUACUUGGCAAUAACAGUGGCAUUAGCCUCAGGUGACAUCAGUCUCUUUAAGCCUGACAUGCUUUUAGAGUGCUACAGGUGGGUAUAGUUGCUCCCUGUAAUCUAGAGCAGUGGUUCUCAACUGGUGGGUCAGGACCCAAAAGUGGGUUGCAAAGCCCUUUUCAGUGGGUCGUGGAUGUGUGCCUGGGGAAAAAAUUGCACUAAAUUGUCUAUGAGACUCUAUAAACAUGCAUGUUUUGUCCUGUUUCACUUUUGUUAUACCUUUUGUACUGUCUUAGGCCCAAGAUCUAUUAUUUUUUAUCAAAUACAUUUGAUGUACCAAAAAAUUCUCAAAAAUUUGAAUCGCAGUUCCGCUUGAGUAGUUGAUGGUGGGUCCCAUGACCCAACCAGUUGAGAACCACUGAUCUAGAGAGUUGUAGGUAAAAAUGGGCCCCCCCAAAAAACCAAUGUUGGCUCAAUUGUAUGCGAUAUCAAAAACAUUUUAAGUGUUUUAUUUUUCACCAGAAAGCCUUUGUGUUUGCAAUGCAAGCUUCAGCAUAUCCUCGGCAUAUCUACCCAGCUGUUUAGUUUUGUGAGCUUUCCACUCCAACAGCUGACAAAUUCUUUUCAAAAUGUAAAUAUAUUGCACAGACUGUAGCUUUAGAAUAAAAUGACAGCCGUAAACUUACUUUGAUGACAAGUUUCCAUUCAGCUCUUAUGGCACAGCAACAUUUCAAUAUACUGACAAAUGAGCCAGCAUUUUUUUGGUCCAUUUUUACAUAAAACUCACUAAAUUCCACAAAGCAACUGUACCCACCUAGUGCUGUAUGGCCUCGCUUCCAAAAAUGCUUAAAUGUCACAUAUUAUCAAAAAUCACUUUUUCAGGCUUUUCUAACAAACAUAUGUGCCCCUGGCCUGUCCACAAUCCCCUCGAGUAUCAGAAAAAUCCACUUCCUUCCCCCUUCUCUUUCUCCACCUUUCAGAAAAUGUGUGCUGAAACAAGUUGCUCUCAGAUUUUCCCCUCGUGAUUUCAUGUGGGGAGUAAGCAGGUUCUAAAACCAAGGUUGUAAGAAAACAUAUUGUUUUAAAUAUCUACAGCAAACAAUCAGCAGGGGGUUGGGCAAGGAAGCCUGAAACAGGAGGAAUACAUGAUAUGGAUGUGUAAUAUGAGCUGUUAUUAACAGAGGCAAACAUGUGGUUAUGAUAACCAAUAUUUUCUUUGAAAGCACAACAACCCCGCGGUACAUCAGGAGCCUAGAAACAAGCUGCUGUAGUGGCAACUACAACAAAUAUCCCACAUAUUUAUAUUUAUAUGAAACUUUAUUCCAUGUUGAUGAGAGAAUACACCGUCACCUGUAAACUCUGAGUCUGUGCAUUUUCACCCUUUUGUUUUUUCUGACUCAAAGUCACACUGAACCCUAAACACUCAAGCAAGGAAUCAGGUUCACGCACCUUAGAUUUUCACACUUUUAAAUUAUCUGAUUCAAAUACAUGGUUACAUAUCAAAAUUUCUCUCAUUUGACAUUUAAGAUUAAAGAAAAAGUAUUGAAUAGUUACCUACCCUUUUAGAAUUUAAAUGUAUGGAUCCUUAGAGGCUUCCAGACAUGGUGAGAUAUGGUCAGUCAGUUUUAUAUGGAGAUUUUAGCAUAAAUUCUAUAUUUUUUGCACCUUUGUCUGAAAGAAAACUAAACUAAGGCCUUUGUCAAGAACAACAAACACACGUUUUAGCAGCUGUGACCUUCACAAUAUUGUAAAUAUCAUGAAAACCCUACUUCCUGGUAUUUUUGUAUAUGUAUUUGGGUAUCUGGAGUAUCUACAGACCCCAGAAAUGUGGACCCAGUCCUUGGUUUUUGGUUCACUAAUGUCAGAGACAUGAAAUCUGAUAGCUUCCAUUGUCACAGUUGCCCCCUUUAUACAAUGUAUCGACAGGUAUUUGUUAUCUGUUUUGGGCAUUAAGACAGCGACUGGUCAUUUUUCAUGCUAUGUGUGGAUGCAAUGUGUACUGAAACCAGUUUUCAACAGCUCAGACUGAGUAUGGAGGCUGUCUGGGAGGCUUUCUUGCAGACUGGAUUGGUUGUGCAGACGUACCGUGCAUCAGCAUGCAUAAAAGAAAACGCCACAUUAACUCAUAUGAUCUGCGAUAUUUCACUAGAAUCAUGGCCUUUUUAUGUUUGUCCAGUCUUGUUUGGAGUGGUGGGAAUUGCAGCUCUUCUUUUUUGAUCUGGAUUAUUUGGCUCUGCUCAGUAAUUGCCCUUCAGGUGGUGUCAUUUUGACGUUUUUUAUCUUUUGAACAACAAAAAAGGAAAGUCUUUCAACAAGAGCUGGCUCCCAUCACACUCACAUGAACCAGCUCGUAGAACCAGUUCAUCUGCAAACAACACAUAAAGACCGCCUUUUAUCUUUAUGUCUUAAUUGAGUCAUCAUUUCUGCCUCCAAAAGAUGUAGUAUUUACUAGUUAUUACAUCACCAUGUCCUCAAAAUGAAGGAGAAAAGCUGUUAAAGAGGCACUGCUAGUGUCUUGGUUUGAGGGUAUUUCCUCCACAUUUCUUUGUAUCACCAGCAGCUUCACUGCACACAGCAUGUAGGGAAACCAACCGACUAUAAAAGAAUCAAAGUAUUAAUGUUUGGGCUGAUGUUUGCAUAAGUCACUGGGAAUCUGAGUGUCCAAAUCUGAUUGUUAUAAAAUGCAAACAGAUCCAAUGAGAGCCGUUAUAAUAAAAUCUACCUUUCAUCUGAUGUCUCCGCCCACAGCUGUGGAGGUAUGCAGCUAUACUCAUGUCAGCACACAGAGAAGAGAGGACAGGUGAGGAGGAGCUCAUUUAAAGAGGCACGCCAAAUCCAAGCAUUCUGAGACAGGCUGGUCUAUACAGGGUCAAAAACCUCCUCAGGUGGUUUUCCAUAUUUCAUUCACAAAAGCACAGCAUAUGCUUUUUAUUUUGACCAAAGGUGACUGAGUUAGAAGAUGAAAUUAGAAGGUGAAAGUGUACAAGAAAUACCUACUUUUUCUCCAUGUAUAAUGUCAUAAUUUAGAUUUUAAAUGGGUGUGGUGAGUUUUAAACACAAUUAUUUAAGGCUGUUUUGCAGGUGAGGAACAAAUGCACAGACUCUGCGUUUAAACACUGAGUUAUUCUUCAUAUUAAGGCUCCGUGAACAUAAUUCCAUCUCGAGGUGUUAUGAUUAAAUAUAUCAGAGUAAAUAAAAGCACGUAGCAGUUGUUUCCUAGCUGUGAUGAAUUCAACAAAACUCAAACAUCAUCUUUAUUCCAAAUGAAGCGGUCUUUCAUUGUGAUGCAGAGAAGAGUGUGAGACAGGGAAUAUUUUUGAUAAAUAUCUAUUUGCACUUGUAUGUUCAUUGAGUGUGUUGAUCUCUGUGGAAACCGUCCGUCUCUCAUCAGAUCCUCCAACAUUAUUGUUAUUAUUAUCUUGUUAUUAUUAUUAUGAUGUUGUUUGUUUGUUUUUUAGCCCACGUUUUGUUUUUGAAUCAAACUAUUUAUGACUCUUUUAUCAGCACUUCAACUGUGAAUUUUGUAUUUAAAGAAAUUUUUUAAAAACAACAAAAAAUAUGAUGUAAAAUGUUCUCUUGGUUUAUUCUUUGAUAGAAAUAAAGUUGACUUUUUCAGA